This is a messenger RNA of Meloidogyne enterolobii, 1000 nucleotides long. NCBI's taxonomy places the organism in Eukaryota, Metazoa, Nematoda, Chromadorea, Rhabditida, Meloidogynidae. The record is from the annotation of a GenBank genome assembly.
UGCUCUUGCGAUAUAUUUUCCCGCCUCUCUUCAUUUUCAGCUUAAACGUUUUAUUCUUAUAAUGGAUGAUUCUGUAGCAAAUACUGUGCAGAUUGUGCUUCCUAAUGGUACUAAAAAAGUCAUCAAUCGUCCAGAAAAAGUUUUAGAUGUGCUUAAAGCUAAUUGUGAUGAUGAAAAUUAUGAAAAUUUUGCUUUAGUAUUCUUUGGGCGUAAAUUGGCUCUUGAUCAAAAACUCGAAACAAUUCAACAUUUAAAUGAAAAUCGUCCUCUCUAUAUUAUUUGUCAAAAAGAAAAUAAUCAAAAAUUAAAAGAAAAUAAAGAAGAAAUCAAUAAAAAGUUGCAGGCUUGUCGGGCUUCUUAUCGAGCUUUAAUAGAAGAUGCACUUCCUCAAGUUUCUGCAGAAGCUUUCAAAUUGCUUUUGUCUUAUAUGCAUGAAAAUAAAUGUGAAAAUUACAAGCAAGUUUUGAAAGAUUAUCCAAAUUUUGUUUAUGAUCAGAUUGGGGAUGCUGCAAUUUGUGAUUUUCGUCUUCUUAUUCAAUUUAUUUUAAAGAAUGAUGAGUUUGCACAUAAACACCCGGAUUGUUUAUCUGUGUUUAAAAAAGCACUGGAUAAUGUUUCUGCUAAAUUUUCCUCUACUUCUACAUCUGUUCGGUUCCCCAAUGCUUUAAUGGGCGGUGAUUUAGCUAUGCCAAUGCAAAAUAAUCCUUCUUCAGGAACUCAACUUAUUACACAACAAAUGCUUAGUCAAGCCUUUGCUGUUGCUUUAGGUGAAACACCAGCCCAACCAGCAUCUAAUUCACAGCAAAGUUCAUCUAUCCAACAAACAAGCACUUCACAAAACGAGGGAGAAAAUAACAAUCCAAGGGCCAACUUUGCCACACAACUUCAACAAAUGCAUGAAUUUGGUUUUACUGAUGAUAAUGAAAAUAUUCAAGCACUUUUAUUAACUAAUGGGGAUGUUGAACAAGCAUUACAAAUUAUAAUUGCGAUGAGAGAAUAA